Prorocentrum cordatum is the source of this 396-nucleotide messenger RNA. Lineage: Eukaryota; Dinophyceae; Prorocentrales; Prorocentraceae. The record is from the annotation of a GenBank genome assembly.
AUGACCAAUGUCAAUUGUCCGUUGAUUGCUGCCUCUCCCUCCUCCGCGGGCCACGUCUUGCACUUUGUCGCGGACCUGCGGUAUUUGCGACGCGCGUUGCGACACAACACAGGGGUGCUCAACAAGCAUGGCCAUCCCGUGCGAACUUUGACGGUUCCGAGCGCCAGCGGUUCUGAAUGCAAUAUGUUUGUUGCAGUGUGUCGCCUGGUCUUGUUGUUCGGCAGAUUGAGUGGCCGAUUCCACCCUUUGUUGCAGGACCAGCGAUCAGCCGUGCUGCCGCCGCAGGGCGGGGUCGUCAAUGGAGGCGUUGCACUGGGCGGGGGCGGUCGGAGUGAGGAGAGAGGCCCUCAGCCUGCGGCGCACCUCCGAUGUGUUUUUGCCGAGCGCCAGCCGUGA